This is a messenger RNA of Rhagoletis pomonella (apple maggot), 787 nucleotides long. RefSeq names its product microsomal glutathione S-transferase 1-like. The record is from RefSeq and is a predicted model, not a curated record. Gene Ontology annotation, cellular component: membrane. Lineage: Eukaryota; Metazoa; Arthropoda; Insecta; Diptera; Tephritidae. The coding region runs from base 136 to 705 and encodes 189 amino acids. The transcript is spliced from 4 exons.
CUCAGCAACUUUACCCAUUCGUGAGAUAUCAACGAAGCUUUGCGGUUGUUCAGCCGGUCUAAGUAACAGAUUUCCUUUGAAUAUCAUUAUUCUCCAAAGACGUAAACAAAAACUAAGUGAAAUUUUGAAAAUAAAAUGGAUACAACAAGUGCACGUCCCCUUUUGGCUAUAUACAAUGAGCCCCCUGCUACUGAGGUUGAGAGUAGUAGCUUUGCUACGAACCUUUUAACCCUUGACAAUCCCGUCUUUUGCUGUUUCUUAUUCUGGGCUAGCAUACUGGUGAUGAAGAUGCUGCUUAUGUCGUUGUUGACAGCACUACAACGGUUUCGACAUAAGAUUCUGGGUCUAUUUCCUAAUAGCUGCUUACGAAAGGUUUUCCCUAAUCAGGAGGAUUUAUUUUUCAAAAAUCUUGAAGUGCAAUUCAAUGACCCCCAUGUGGAACGUGUGCGCCGCGCACACCGCAAUGACAUGGAGAACAUUUUACCCUACUUCACUAUGGCACUUUUGUAUGUUUCCACUAACCCAAAUCCAACUGUUGCGUGCAUCCUUUUCCGCAUUGUGGCAAUCGCUCGAAUAUUGCACACUCUGGUUUACGCCUUUUAUCCGGUACCGCAGCCAUCACGCAUCAUUGCUUUUGGCGUGGCCUUCGCCAUAACAAUGUACAUGGCCUGCGCCGUGGCAUUGGAUAUGUUAUCAAAUAUUUAAGUAUUUUGGAGUGACUUGUUACAGCAGCAGUUUAUACGUACAUACAUAUAAAUAAAAUUGCCUGAUGAUUUGUUUUAAACAA